This is a messenger RNA of Penicillium macrosclerotiorum, 1227 nucleotides long. RefSeq names its product DUF4050 domain-containing protein. NCBI's taxonomy places the organism in Eukaryota, Fungi, Ascomycota, Eurotiomycetes, Eurotiales, Aspergillaceae. The transcript has a single exon. Bases 1 to 1227 code for a protein of 408 amino acids. The record is from RefSeq and is a predicted model, not a curated record.
AUGUCUCUCGAAAAUCGCGACGCCGCCAUCCGCGAGGCCAAGAUCUUCGUUCGCGAAGUCGUGCGCAAUGACUGGCAGUUUAAUUCCGCGGCAGCCAUUCAUGACGAACGUCCCACCUCGUCAUCCUCCUCCAGCUCCUCGAUCGGUACACUCUACAAGAACCGCGAAGUCAGCGAAUGGCGGUGCCGAGAGUUCGAUAGUUCAGGCUCGGAGCUUGAGCCCCAAUCAUCAGACGAUGAACGUGAUAUGGAAUCGCCCCCUGCUUUGAGAACACUGGGAGAUCCCGCGAUUGAGAGACGGCGUAAGCGCCGUCGUCAAAUGGAAGAGGAGAUGGCAUGGAAUGAGGGGUUACGCAUGUGGAUGGCACGGCGGGAUGCCUGGUCAGGAGCUAGAACACGGCGGCAAAUUCGUGCCAAGGCAAAAAAUAAAAGCUCUGGCGCCUCUGCGCUCCCUCAGUCCAAGGAUCGAUCUGGUAUGGAUGGGGUGAGUUCAGCAGCCGAUUCUGGUGCGGGGAUUUCUCCCACCAUGAAUCCCCGCGCUCGCGAGGCAGACGAUGAAUCUGGCCUUGCCACCAAGACAGAGGCUGCGCUCUCAAUUGCGGAGAAGGAAAAGUGUCACGAUCAGCAGCGCCGGCAGGACCAGGAUGAAGAACAAUCCACUGCUCCCGACGAAGAGACUAAGCGGAAGGAGUCAACGGAAACCAGCAUCACAGAGCCCGAUCAGAAUAUAAACUACACCACAAAUGGCACUACAGCUACUAGCGAAGACAGCAAUCUCCUGGAUGAGCAAGAGUCCGACGAAGAAGAGGAACUGGACGAACCCCUCAUUCCCGUUGCACCUCCGUUCAUCGCACCCACAAAUCCCAUCCGCGCAACCAUCAACCCCUCAAUCUACCCAUCCAUUUACACCAAGGUUGUCGUGCAAGGCAUGACUCCCACUGUCCCCGUAAAUCUUGCUGAUUUGACCAAAGCGAUGGUCCAGGGAUGGAAGGCAGAUGGCCAGUGGCCCCCCAAGCCGGCCGUGUCCUCAAUUGUCCUCCAGGAUGAUGCUACUGUUCCCAAGGCUGCCGAUUCUGCCACCGAUGGCCAAACCCACCGGAGGAAGAACAGCAUUACAAAUGCCAUGCGCAAGGUGUUCCAUAUGGGCACACACCCUUUCCACCGGCGUGGUUCUGGUAGCCAAGAUGCUGGCGCAGGAAAUGGUAAUGCAACGGGGUCUCUGGUUUAG